Messenger RNA from Oreochromis niloticus (Nile tilapia), 3150 nucleotides. RefSeq names its product relaxin-3 receptor 1. Gene Ontology annotation, biological process: immune response; G protein-coupled receptor signaling pathway; positive regulation of cytosolic calcium ion concentration. The coding region runs from base 382 to 1632 and encodes 416 amino acids. Gene Ontology annotation, cellular component: external side of plasma membrane; membrane. The transcript has 3 exons. NCBI's taxonomy places the organism in Eukaryota, Metazoa, Chordata, Actinopteri, Cichliformes, Cichlidae. The record is from RefSeq and is a predicted model, not a curated record. Gene Ontology annotation, molecular function: C-C chemokine receptor activity; C-C chemokine binding.
GAAGCUGGGCGAGUAUAAAAGCCUCCAGUGUGAGGAUGCUGACAGGAGAGGCAACUGCAUCAUGUCAGACUUCGAGCUGAACGCGCCAAAGUAGGCGGAUGCGGAUUAAUCAGCUCGUUCUUUUGUUUAUUCAGUAUCUCAGACAUUUCCGACUGGGAAACACAAACAAACAAAAGAUUCAAGCAAGAAAAAAAGAAGAAGAAAAGAAGAAGAAAAGCGCAUUUUGGAGCUCUGGUCUCUUUUCAUGCAUCAGGAGAAAGAGAUGGGGAUUUUUGAAGCCGCACCUGCGCACCUGCGAUCUCAAAGUUAUCCCGGUGGAAGAAGUGGAUAGUUUUGCGAAGUAGCUCGCCCUCUUUUCCCUUCCCCGCCUGCAGCCGAGCCAUGCAGGUCAACAACAGCAGCUCCUCUGGAGCUCUGACAGGGCUGUGCGGAGGGGAAGAGGAUGAGCGCAAAAUCUCCGAACUGGUCAGCCCUACGGGAGCAGCCUCCUCUUUUAACCUCUCGUUAAACUGCUGGCUUCACAUACUCUCUCAGGAGUCCUCGUUGGAUCUGCACGGAGACAGCGCAAAUCUGGCAGUACGAGUUGUCAUUGCCCUGGUUUAUCUGGUUGUAUGUGUUCUGGGGCUCGUGGGUAACCUCCUGGCACUCUUCUUGCUUCACUCCCGUCGCCGUGGAUACCACCACUCGUCCAUUGACUGCUUCGUGAUGAGCUUGGCUCUCACAGACCUCCAGUUCGUCCUCACCUUGCCCUUUUGGGCCGUGGACACACUGCUGGACUUCCGCUGGCCCUUCGGCAGGGUCAUGUGCAAAAUCGUGAGCUCGGUCACCACCAUGAACAUGUACGCCAGUGUCUUCUUUCUCACCGCCAUGAGCGUGACACGCUACCGCUCCCUGGUUACCGCUCUGAGGAUGGAGAGCCCAAGGAGCGCCACUGCUCGGGCCAAGUGGGCCAGCUCAGCCAUUUGGGUGGUGUCUCUGGUGGCCACACUGCCUCAUGCUUUCUACUCCACCACUGUCCAGGUUUCUGCAGAUGAUGAGCUCUGCUUGGUUCGCUUCUCUGACUCCGACUCUGGUCACUGGGACCCCCAAGUCCUGCUGGGACUCUAUCAAACACAGAAGGUCCUUCUGGGUUUUGUGGUUCCCCUGAUUAUCAUCUCUGUGUGCUACCUCCUCCUGCUGAGGUUUAUCCUGAGCCGGCGCAUUGUGUGCAGCAUGGUAACCGGGAGUGGCACCGAGAAAUCAGAGUGUGAGAGAGGCCGCCACCGCCGCCGAUCCAAAGUGACCCGCUCCGUCACUAUCGUAGUUCUGUCCUUUUUCAUCUGCUGGCUGCCCAACCAGGCCCUCACCUUGUGGGGGGUGCUGAUCAAAUUUGACUUGGUGCCCUUCAGCAAAGCCUUCUACAACACCCAGGCCUAUGCGUUCCCCCUGACUGUGUGCCUGGCUCAUGCUAACAGCUGUCUGAACCCAGUGCUUUACUGCCUGAUCAGAAAAGAGUACAGAACUGGCCUAAAGGAGCUUCUCCUGAGAAUUUCUCGUGCAGUGCAGCAUGUUUUCUCUCUGUCCCUGAGGGGAAGGAGAGUGGAGGAAGCACCACCCAGCAUGGUUAUGAUACACAAAGACAUUAAUAUGUGAUUUAUUCAGAGCAAGAGAAUAGCCUGACAUUUUUGGAAACACAGUUAUAUGUAUUUUGAUUGUGUGUGCUUCAGGGGUGCUGAAAGGCGAAUUUGGUCACUUUCUGUACUAAACCAGGCUAGCUGUUUCCAUCUCUCCCCAGUCUUUGUGCUAAGCUAGGCUAUCCGCCGCUGAUUGUAGUGUCAUAAAUAGAACGCACAUCAUCUAAAUGUUAGCAAGAAAGCCACUAAGAAUAUUCUGCCAAAUGUUGAAUGUUUGCUUUGUAAUUCAACUCUGUAUGCCAUAUUUCUUUGGUGCCAUGCGUGACAUAUUAAAACUUAGGCUUUCAUAAUUUUUCUUUGGAUGUUAGCUGCUUCUUACUCAUUUUCAGUAGAGUACUUGAACCUGACCAUUUUCAGAGGAGUGUUUGUUUUCUUUAAGCCACUUAACACUGACCUGUGAAUAACUCGAGCAUAAAAACACAUCUAACUCAAGGAAUAAACCAAUGUUGUGUCUAUACCUAACAGACAAUUAGCAAAGAACUAGUUUAAAUUGUAUCUUUAGCACUUUGUUACUAGCAGGCUGUUGCAAAAACACAUCAUGUGUUCCCAUUUCUUCAGCUGAAGCAAAUAAGACAUUCUUAAGAAAGGAAUACAGCAAGGGAAGGCUGAGGUAUGCCAAAUUACACAAGACUGUUAGAAGAUAGUGCAACAGGUCUUAUGGGGUGAUGAAUUAAUUAAUUUAGCCUGGGCUUUAUAAUAACUCCCCCAGAAGUGUGUCCAGAGGUGGUUCAAGGUUACAGAGUAGUUAGACUUGCUUCUCUGAGAGCUUUGGUUGAAAUCUAGUGACUGGAAAAUUCACAGUGCAUGACUCACAUCAUUUUCAUAUUCAUCUGCAAUUUGGGUGGGGCCUUGUCAACCUUGAAGAUAGCAUAACCUUGUUUAACAAAAGAAUAAAGGUGAAUAAUCCCUACUGGCUGCAAGUGGGAGCAGUGGUCCUAAAGCAUGCCAGCAAAUUGCCCCCCAUAGCAUCACAGAGCCACCAGUUCCUUUUACUGCAGGAGUCAAGGGCUCAUGUUUUUCCUCUAAUGCAGCACCCGUGUGUAUGUUUUAUCUUUGUUAUGCACUUCUGUGAAAAAACUAUUUGCAAAAAUACUGUAAGAGACUUUGGGCGUUAUGUCCAUUGUUAAGCUGUUCAAUCAGCCUGUGGCCUGUUUUUUUUUUUCACUGCUGUUUGAUGUUUGAAUAGAUGAUCUACAAAAUGAUUUGUUUGUACUUUGCAUCUUAAUUCCCCACAGAGACCAUUAUGAGGACUUGUUACAGUUUCAUUAGGAUUAACGUGUGAAAUAUUUCCUUGUGUUAUUGCUGCUAAUUAAUCCACCGCGCAGGAAUCUGCCGGAGAAACUCAUCUCCAGGACAUUUUGGCAUUCACACUCAGUGUUUGAUGCUCGCCUCUGUGUCCGCCGCCCUGUCCUGCUGUGAAUUGUUUUGUGAAUACACGUGUGUGCUGUGACAUUAAAUAAAACAGGAGAACAAGAGU